UUGUAAAAAAAAAAGUGACGUAAACGCGUAGACGUCAGCAGAUGUAAACAAAGCAGGGAGCUGUCAGACUGAUCGGUGAUCAGACUGAUUGAUGAGCUGCUUCUGGAGCCCUCGCUGAUGAUACCGAGCCGGUUCGUUCCGUCCAGACUUCCGGGAACACAGUGUGAUCUCUGAGCGGACCUAACGGCAGCCUGCGCGUUAGCAACAUGGACGACAACAAGGUCUGAGGGACUACAGGACUGCUGACGCUGUUUUCCAGUGUUCUGAUUGAUGGCGGGCAAAGUGAAGAAGCCGGGAAAACGCGGCCGUAAACCUGCCAAAAUCGACCUGAAGGCCAAACUGGAGCGAAGCCGGCAGAGCGCCCGCGAGUGCCGAGCCCGGAAGAAGCUAAGGUACCAGUACCUGGAGGAGUUGGUUUCCAGUAAGGAGAGAGCCAUCUGCGCCCUGCGGGAGGAGCUUGAGAUGUACAAGCAGUGGUGUUCGGCCAUGGAUCAGGGCAAGAUUCCAUCAGAGAUUAAAGCUCUGCUCACCGGAGACGAGCAGAAAAUGCCUCCAAGCGGUGGCAACAAGACGUCCAAGAACAGCAAGAACAACAUCAGUAGCAGCAAUGGGCAGAGUUAGACGCUUUUCCACCUCCUUCUCCUGCUCCUCUCCUGCAUUUCAUCACUCACACAGGACUCAUGAGACCUUUAAACCUCCAGAGAAUAAACCUCCCUCUGUUCUCAGCACGGAGGUUCACCUCCUCGUACAGUGCAUGUAGUAACCCUCACAGCCAGCAGGGGGGGACAAAAGCUCCUGGCUGCAGGUCAGAUCCGACAUCUUCACACAGAAGCAGCAGAAAGUUGUUUGUGGAGCUGAAGCUUAAUCACCAUUCCAGUGAAUAAAGAUGUUAAACUUGAGAACACAAAUACAUGCUCUGAACUGAGGAUCAAUGUCUUUCUGUGGUGGUUUGCAGGUCACAUGACUUACUCCUGUUUCUAAACUCUUAUAGUGACAUGUGUGUGUGUGUGUGCAGCUGUUGGACAGCUAUUGUGUUAUUGUUGUCUGGUCAUCGGGUCAAGCCGGGCUUUCCUCUGGUUUGAUCCUGAUAACAUCUGUGAGCUGAAGGACUGACUAAACCAGCAGCGAGCAGGUCGGCGCCCGCGGCUUCUUUUCACGCACUAAAAUCUGAAAUCUUGUUUCUGAACAGCUUGUAAGCUUUUUUUUUUGUGCACCUUUGUAAACAUAGCUGAAGCACUUUGU
Pundamilia nyererei is the source of this 1242-nucleotide messenger RNA. It is a transcript of the gene crebl2, whose product is annotated as cAMP responsive element binding protein-like 2. The record is from RefSeq and is a predicted model, not a curated record. Gene Ontology annotation, biological process: regulation of DNA-templated transcription. The transcript has 4 exons. The coding region runs from base 271 to 621 and encodes 116 amino acids. Gene Ontology annotation, molecular function: DNA-binding transcription factor activity. Gene Ontology annotation, cellular component: nucleus. NCBI's taxonomy places the organism in Eukaryota, Metazoa, Chordata, Actinopteri, Cichliformes, Cichlidae.